Molecule: messenger RNA, 1536 nt
Organism: Verticillium alfalfae VaMs.102
Lineage: Eukaryota; Fungi; Ascomycota; Sordariomycetes; Glomerellales; Plectosphaerellaceae
Exons: 3
Coding region: 1-1536 (511 amino acids)
Biological process (GO): transmembrane transport
Molecular function (GO): transmembrane transporter activity
Source: RefSeq, a predicted model, not a curated record
AUGGACGCCGUCGCUUCACAGCAGAUCCGUGGCGAUCUUCACAACGAGGAGACGAAACAGCCGGUUGUCGAGGUCAAUGGCGCAGAGGAUGACGAUCAAAAUGUUGCCCCCCAGAUCCCUUGGACUUACAAGUGGAUUGCCCUCGUCUGUGUCAUCUCCCUUCCCAUCGGCCACACCUGGACUGGCUCGGCACUUGGCCCACUGAAGAACACCCUUCGAGAAGAACUCGGCAUCAACAACACACAGUUUGGUGUGCUUAGCAGCGCAGAUGCCUUCGUCAACACCAUCUUUCCCAUUGUGGGAGGCCUCAUCCUCGAUUGGUGGGGACCCAACAUUGUAACACUCUGUUGCACGACCGUCAUCCUGGUGGGAUCAGUUGUUGCUGCUGCCGGUGUCCAAGUUGGUCUUUGGCGGGUGCUCGUCGGCGGUCAUGUCUUGAUGGGCUUUGGAAUCGCAGUCCUCGAUUCGGCCACUCAGAAGUUUUUCUACCACUGGUUUGGAGCCUCUGGACUUGCAUUUGCGUUUGGCCUAGAGAGCGCCAUCGCCAACACCAUCAGUCUCGUAUCUGGCAUGGUUGCAAUCCCCAUUCGCGACGGCACCGGCUGGUAUGGUUGGACCUUUUGGAUUCCCGUAUUCUUCUGUGCAUUCUCACUUCUUGUCAACGUCGCCUACGUCUGUUUCGAACGAUUCGUCAUCCCCCAGCAUCUUCGUUUGACGUCCGGUCGCGCCGCAGCUAUCUCAAAGCAACACCUUCACACCAAGAAGCGGUUCUCCUGGAACGUCCUUUUCCAACUUCCGUGGGCCUACCUCAUGCUCCCGGCAACCCAGCUGUUGCAAAGCGGAGCAGCUGGAGGCUUCAGCACGAGCUCCGCAGACAUCAUCUUCAUGAAGGGGUACACUGAGGAGGUGGCCGGUUAUUUGGCCACGGCGCAGAAGAUCCUGCCCAUCGUGCUCAGCCCUGUGCUCGGUCUCGCCAUCGAUACGUACGGUCACCGCUUCCACUACGUCGCCACAGCCCCGGUCUUUUGGAUCAUCGCAUGCUCUAUCUUGGGAUUCACCGACGCGCACCCGACCGUGGGACUGGUCUUCUCUAGCCUGGCGGGCGUCAUCAACUCGAUGCCGCUGCAGAUCUGCAUUCCUCUCCUCGUGGCAGACCAAGCAAAAAUUGGCACAGCCUUUGGAGUCUGGCGAGCCUUCAACAAUUCCGGAUCCACCAUCAUGGAUGUUGUCUUUGGUGUUCUCCAAGACGGAACAGACGGUGGUGGCUACAACAGAGUCCUGCUUGUCGCCAUAGGCAUCAAGGCAUGGGCGUUCGUCUUGGGCAUCUCAUACAUUGUUGUCGAUUACAAAUUUCUCGGCAAGGGCAUGACAAUGACCCGCCGAAGCCGGGAGGCGGCCGAGACGUUGGUCGUCGACAGGGACUUGAAUCCUCUGACGAAGAGGACGUCAAAGGGUUGGUUCACUGCCCUGACCUUCGGGCUCCUUGUGAGCAUCAUUGUCAGCGCCUGGGCAGUGUUCCUUCGCUACCUCAUUUAG